Messenger RNA from Mesoplodon densirostris (Blainville's beaked whale), 2614 nucleotides. It is a transcript of the gene CDKAL1, whose product is annotated as CDK5 regulatory subunit associated protein 1 like 1. Gene Ontology annotation, biological process: tRNA methylthiolation. Gene Ontology annotation, cellular component: endoplasmic reticulum. The transcript is spliced from 16 exons. Lineage: Eukaryota; Metazoa; Chordata; Mammalia; Artiodactyla; Ziphiidae. The record is from RefSeq and is a predicted model, not a curated record. Gene Ontology annotation, molecular function: 4 iron, 4 sulfur cluster binding; tRNA (N(6)-L-threonylcarbamoyladenosine(37)-C(2))-methylthiotransferase activity. Bases 86 to 1840 code for a protein of 584 amino acids.
UAGGUGUCAUGGCGAGCUCCAUCUAAAGUCGCUGCAGUUUCCGGAGAGUGGCGUACUCAUCUCUCAAGAAGAUUUGAGACUAAUUAUGAAUAAUCGAGAGAAGAUGCCUUCUGCAUCCUGUGAUACAUUCCUGGAUGACAUAGAAGAUAUUGUGUCACAAGAAGAUUCAAAGCCCCAAGAUAGGCAUUUUGCGAGAAAGCACGUUGUUCCAAAGGUGCGAAGGCGAAACACCCAAAAAUAUUUGCAAGACGAAAAUAGUCCACCAAGUGAUAGCACUAUUCCAGGCAUACAGAAAAUUUGGAUACGAACUUGGGGUUGUUCUCAUAAUAAUUCAGAUGGAGAAUAUAUGGCUGGACAACUAGCUGCUUAUGGAUAUAAAAUUACAGAAAAUGCAUCAGAGGCAGACUUAUGGCUCCUGAAUAGUUGUACUGUAAAAAAUCCGGCUGAAGACCACUUUAGAAACUCAAUUAAAAAAGCUCAAGAGGAGAACAAGAAAAUAGUGCUUGCUGGAUGUGUUCCUCAAGCCCAGCCUCGUCAGGACUACCUUAAAGGGCUGAGCAUCAUAGGGGUUCAACAGAUAGAUCGUGUGGUAGAAGUUGUGGAGGAAACAAUUAAAGGUCACUCUGUGAGACUGCUGGGUCAGAAAAAGGAUAAUGGAAAACGGUUGGGGGGAGCACGACUGGAUUUGCCAAAGAUUAGGAAGAAUCCACUGAUAGAAAUCAUUUCCAUCAACACUGGGUGUCUCAAUGCUUGUACCUACUGCAAAACUAAGCACGCCAGAGGAAAUUUGGCCAGUUAUCCAGUUGAUGAGUUAGUAGAUAGAGCCAAACAGUCUUUUCAAGAGGGUGUUUGUGAAAUAUGGUUGACCAGUGAAGACACAGGGGCUUAUGGCAGAGAUAUUGGCACCAGUCUUCCCGCACUGCUGUGGAAACUGGUUGAAGUGAUUCCUGAGGGAGCAAUGCUGAGGCUUGGCAUGACAAAUCCGCCCUAUAUUUUAGAGCAUCUGGAGGAAAUGGCAAAAAUCCUUAAUCACCCCCGAGUGUAUGCCUUUCUGCACAUACCAGUCCAGUCUGCCUCUGACACUGUGCUCAUGGAAAUGAAAAGAGAAUACUGCGUGGCUGACUUCAAAAGAGUAGUGGAUUUUCUGAAAGACAAAGUUCCUGGAAUAACUAUUGCUACAGACAUUAUCUGUGGUUUUCCUGGAGAAACAGACCAAGAUUUUCAAGAAACAGUGAAACUUGUUGAAGAGUACAAGUUUCCAAGUCUCUUUAUUAACCAAUUUUACCCAAGACCAGGAACUCCUGCUGCAAAAAUGGAACAAGUUCCAGCGCAAGUGAAAAAGCAAAGAACAAAAGAUCUUUCUCAAGUAUUUCAUUCCUACAAUCCAUAUGAUCACAAGAUUGGUGAGAGACAAAAAGUAUUAGUCACAGAAGAAUCUUUUGAUUCCCAGUUUUAUGUUGCACACAAUCGAUUCUAUGAGCAGGUUUUAGUGCCAAAGAACCCCACAUUCAUGGGGAAAAUGGUCGAAGUGAACGUUUAUGAAUCAGGAAAACAUUUUAUGAAAGGGCAGCCAGUUUCAGAUGCCAAAGUAUACACGCCGUCCAUCAGCAAACCAUUAGCAAAAGGAGAAAUCUCAGGUUUAACAGAGGAAUUCAGAAAUAGGCUUGGGAACCACCUGAAUUCAGUAUCCCACACCUUGGAUGCAACUCAGCAAGACUCGGCGGGUUCCAGAAUGGCGCUACAAUUGCAAAGGCUACACCAGGACUGUGCACUGAGGCUGUCUGUGGUCCUGGCUCUGUUUGCUUUUCUUUUUGCUUUUUUGAUCAAGGUCUAUAAUUAAAACACAACUUAACUGAAGCAUCUGUGAAGAAGAAUAAUGGGUUCGAUCCCUGGUUGGGGAAUUAAGAUCCCACGUGCUGCAGGGUGUGGCCUUUAAAAAGCCAAAUCUGUGAAGAGGAAUGAAUUUCUUUUUUUUUUAAUUUUUUUAUUUAUUUAUGGCUGUGUUGGGUCUUUGUUUUUUUUUUUUGUGCGAGGGCUUUCUCUAGUUAUGGCAAGCGGGGGCCACUCUUCAUCGCGGUGCGCGGGCCUCUCACUAUGGCGGCAUCUCUUGUUGUGGAGCACAGGCUCCAAAUGCACAGGCUCAGUAAUUGUGGCUCACGGGCUUAGUUGCUCCGCAGCAUGUGGGAUCCUCCCAGACCAGGGCUCGAACCCAUGUCCCCUGCAUUAGCAGGCAAACUCUCAACCACUGCGCCACCAGGGAAGCCCAUGAAUUUCUAAUUAAAAUCUUCAAAGAAAAGGAGAGCGACCACAUCAGUUCUCAAAGGGCAGUAAUUUAUACUGUCUCCCGGCCCUUCAGCCACACUCUUUCAUGGGGCUUACCCAGUCUCACCUUGAGUUGGACUCAUUGGUUAUUUGACCUAAAACCCAACAACAGCUGCCAUAGCAUGUCUUUUCAGUUAAGCUCCCCUUGGUUUAUUUUUAGCAAGAAAUGCAAGUGGUCGCAUUUUCUUUAAAUCACCAAUCUUCAAGUCAGAACCUCUUUGUACCGUGGGCCUGGUCACCUCUUCCUUAUGCGGGAAGAAUUUUCCAUUUUCAAUAAACAUUUUUACAUGUG